CGGGCGCAGGCCUGUUGCUGAGCGCCUUCUUCUCAGGGCGGCUGGGGUAACCGAGCCCUGGUAGUUCCUUCGGCCCGGUCGGUGUGUUAAGGCUGUGGUUUCUAAGGUUCCUCCUCAGAGCCUCCAGCCCGCCUCCCUGGCGCGGCCACAGCAGCACAGGCUAGCCUGCUCUCUCCAGUCUUCAGUCCCCAUAGUCCAUCCUCAAGCCCCGCUUGGAAAGGGUUCAGUUAGAAAUCUCCCUUUUCCCUGCUCCCCCGAAGAGCCCUGGUCGGCCAGUGUUUUAGGGGUGGAGGGUGCUGCGAGGAGGCCAGGCGCGCUUCCGUGCACGUGAAAUGCCCAGCAGCGUCUGCCAGACCCGCAACCCCCGACCCUCCAGUCUCCAUGUCUUAGGCAAGCCAAAUUCGAGAGUUAUAUAAUUUCUAGUGCUGCUGUUUCUCUUGCCCGAGGAAACACUUCAUCGCUUGGAGGGUGCAGGACAUUUCGGUGCUCUUCUGUAUAAGAUCGGGGUGUGGGCAGGGGUGGCCAGCGGUGGCAGAGAAAUGUCUUUUCUGCAAAAGGAAGGUGGGUAGAUGGGAGAGAGACUGAGAAAGGGUGGAUGUGGAAGCCAAACAGCUGCACUCUCAUUUAGGAAAUCGCGGACUAUUUGCAUAGUGUGUGAUUGCAUGCCUAAUACUACUACAGCGUCUCUGAAAACACCUUUUGGGGAAGGUUUGGUUUCUCCUUUCCAGCAGCCUCAGUGUUUUUCCUCGCCGGAUAGGAAGCUGCUUGUUUGCGAAGAGAUGGCAUGAUGUGAAUGACUCCAGUGUGAAGAAGUCUGCUUCGCCAAAUCAUCCUGCAUCAAGUGCCCAUUGAAUAGCACUGUCACUUUAAUGUCUCCAUGCCAAGGGAUUGCUUUCCUUCUUUUCAAUCCUCUCAGUUAAUACACAGGAGGAUCAGAAUCUGAGGGGCAUUAAGGAUCAAGGCUUGGGGGCUUGGAGAGCACAGAAGAAAAAUAGGAAAGUGACAAGCUGGAUCGUGUUUUACUGAGGGGGCGAGAAACAGAACCAGUAAAUAGAAGGGGCCUUUGAAUCUCUCUUUUGCCCCCAGAAAACUGUCCAAACUCACACACCCCUGAAAAGACUAGAGUAAGACGUUUUUAAAAGUAUUUUUGAAGGGGAAGUUUAAACUUUUUCCUAAAAAUUGAUGCUCUUUAUUACGAACCAUCUCGAACAUGUAUAAAUUAAUAAGUCAACCGUCCUAAAAUUGGUUUGUGCCUUAAUUGAGUUAGUUAUUGAACAUCUAAAAGUGUUGCUGCCUGAAGAGGAGUUUUAGUAACAUUUUCUAUGCGUACGAUAACUUUCUCAGCUUUUAAAACAAGAAUAUAUAUUUUACAAAAAUUGAAAAACUUGCUAUUUUUUUUCUUUGAAGACCUUGGGCAGUGUAAUGUUUGGUUGUGGAGAAAGGCAUCAUUUUUUUCUUUAUUUGAAAUAGAAGACUCAGCCUGGAUAUCAAGGCUGAACGGUGAAGAGAUUUGCAACAGUUAACCUGGUUCCAUCUCCAUUCAGCUGGAUCAAGCAGAGACUGAAACUCAGAGAUCUUGAGUCCAGAGUCAGUGGAGAGACCCAAGAAUGCCAGUCAAGAAGAAAGAUACUGACCGAGCUUUGUUAUUACUGGAGGAAUACUGCAAAAAAUUAAGAAAGCCCGAGGAGCAGCUGUUGAAAAAUGCUGUGAAAAAGGUGAUGAGUAUUUUCAAGAGCAGCUUAUUUCAAGCCUUACUGGAUAUUCAAGAAUUUUAUGAGGUAACGCUAUUAAAUUCUCAAAAAAGUUGUGAGCAGAAGAUAGAAGAAGCCAAUCACGUGGCACAGAAAUGGGAGAAGACUCUCCUCCUUGAUUCAUGUCGUGACAGUCUUCAAAAAUCCUCAGAGCAUACAGGUUGCAGUGGACCAAAGGAAAGUGCUUUAUACAUUGAGCAAAAUAAAGAAAACCAGUGUUCUGAGAAUGAAACUGAAGAAAAGACAUAUCAAAACCAAGGCAAAUGCCCAGCCCAGAACUGUUCAGUGGAAGCCCCUACCUGGAUGCCUGUCCAUCACUGUACUAAGUAUCGAUACCAAGAUGAGGACGGUCCACAUGAUCAUUCCUUACCUCGGCUAACUCAUGAAGUAAGAGGUCCAGAACUUGUGCAUGUGUCGGAAAAGAACCUCUCUCAAAUAGAAAAUGUCCACGGAUAUGUCUUACAGUCUCACAUUUCUCCUCUGAAGGCUAGCCCUGCUCCUAUAAUUGUCAACACAGACACUUUGGACACUAUUCCUUAUGUCAAUGGAACAGAAAUUGAAUAUGAAUUUGAAGAAAUUACAUUGGAGAGGGGAAAUUCAGGCCUGGGAUUCAGUAUUGCUGGAGGGACAGAUAAUCCCCACAUUGGAGAUGACCCUGGCAUAUUUAUUACGAAGAUUAUUCCAGGAGGUGCUGCGGCAGAGGAUGGCAGACUCAGGGUCAACGACUGUAUCUUGCGGGUGAAUGAAGUUGAUGUGUCAGAGGUUUCCCACAGUAAAGCAGUGGAAGCCCUCAAGGAAGCCGGCUCUAUUGUGCGGCUGUACGUGCGCAGAAGGCGACCCAUAUUGGAGACUGUCGUGGAAAUCAAACUUUUUAAAGGUCCAAAAGGUUUAGGCUUCAGUAUUGCUGGAGGGGUGGGGAACCAGCACAUUCCUGGAGACAACAGCAUCUAUGUAACAAAAAUUAUAGAUGGUGGAGCUGCACAGAAAGAUGGAAGGUUGCAAGUAGGAGACAGACUGCUAAUGGUAAAUAACUAUAGUUUAGAAGAAGUUACACACGAAGAGGCUGUAGCGAUAUUGAAGAACACAUCUGAUGUUGUUUAUCUAAAAGUUGGCAAACCCACCACUAUUUAUAUGACUGAUCCUUAUGGGCCACCGGAUAUUACUCACUCUUAUUCUCCACCGAUGGAAAAUCAUCUACUGUCUGGUAACAAUGGCACAUUAGAAUACAAAACUUCCCUGCCGCCCAUCUCUCCAGGAAGGUACUCACCAAUUCCAAAGCACAUGCUGGUUGAAGAUGACUACACCAGGCCGCCGGAACCUGUUUACAGCACUGUGAAUAAACUGUGUGAUAAGCCUGCUUCUCCCAGGCACUAUUCCCCUGUUGAGUGUGACAAAAGCUUCCUUCUCUCAACUCCCUACCCCCACUACCACCUAGGCCUGCUCCCUGACUCUGACAUGACCAGUCAUUCCCAGCACAGUACUGCAACUCGCCAGCCUUCAGUGACUCUCCAACGGGCCAUCUCCCUGGAAGGGGAGCCCCGCAAGGUAGUCCUUCACAAAGGCUCCACUGGCCUGGGCUUCAACAUUGUGGGCGGGGAAGAUGGAGAAGGUAUUUUUGUAUCCUUCAUUCUGGCCGGUGGACCAGCAGACCUGAGUGGGGAGCUCCAGAGAGGAGACCAGAUCUUGUCGGUGAAUGGAAUCGAUCUUCGAGGAGCAUCCCACGAGCAGGCAGCUGCAGCACUGAAGGGGGCUGGACAGACUGUGACAAUCAUAGCACAAUAUCAACCUGAAGAUUACGCUCGAUUUGAGGCCAAAAUCCAUGACCUACGAGAGCAGAUGAUGAACCACAGCAUGAGCUCCGGGUCCGGGUCCCUUCGAACCAAUCAGAAACGCUCCCUGUAUGUCAGAGCCAUGUUUGACUAUGACAAGAGCAAGGACAGUGGGCUGCCUAGCCAAGGACUUAGUUUUAAAUAUGGAGACAUCCUCCAUGUCAUCAACGCCUCCGAUGAUGAGUGGUGGCAAGCCAGAAGGGUCACACUAGAUGGGGACAGCGAGGAGAUGGGCGUCAUUCCCAGCAAGCGGAGGGUGGAAAGAAAGGAGCGUGCCCGAUUGAAGACAGUGAAGUUCAAUGCAAAACCUGGCGUGAUUGAUUCCAAAGGGUCAUUCAAUGACAAGCGUAAAAAGAGCUUCAUCUUUUCACGAAAAUUCCCAUUCUACAAGAACAAGGAGCAGAGUGAGCAGGAAACCAGUGAUCCUGAACGAGGACAAGAAGAUCUCAUUCUUUCCUAUGAACCUGUCACGAGGCAGGAAAUAAACUACACCCGGCCAGUGAUUAUCCUGGGCCCCAUGAAGGAUCGAAUCAAUGAUGACUUGAUAUCUGAAUUUCCUGAUAAAUUUGGCUCCUGUGUGCCUCAUACUACGAGGCCAAAGCGUGACUACGAAGUCGACGGCAGAGACUAUCACUUUGUCAUUUCUAGAGAACAAAUGGAGAAAGAUAUCCAAGAGCACAAAUUCAUAGAAGCUGGCCAGUACAAUGACAAUUUAUACGGAACCAGUGUGCAGUCUGUGAGAUUUGUAGCAGAAAGGGGCAAGCACUGUAUACUUGAUGUAUCAGGAAAUGCUAUUAAACGGUUACAAGUCGCCCAGCUCUAUCCCAUUGCCAUCUUCAUAAAGCCCAAGUCUCUGGAACCUCUGAUGGAGAUGAAUAAGCGUCUGACAGAGGAACAAGCCAAGAAAACUUAUGACCGGGCAAUUAAACUAGAACAAGAAUUUGGAGAAUAUUUUACAGCUAUUGUCCAAGGAGAUACCUUAGAAGAUAUUUACAACCAAUGCAAGCUUGUUAUUGAAGAGCAGUCUGGACCUUUCAUCUGGAUUCCCUCAAAGGAGAAGUUAUAAAUUAGCUACUGCACCUCUGACAACGACAGAAGAGCAUUUAGAAGAACAAAAUAUAUAUAAUCUAACACUUGGAGGCUUUUAUGUUUUUGUUGCAUUUAUGUUUUUGCAGUCAAUGUGAAUCCUUAUGAAUGUACAACACAAACUGUGUGAAGCCAUGAAGGAAACAGAGGGGCCGAAGGGUGGGACGGAAAAGACAUCACAGUAUGCAGGAAGGCUUGGGUUUGCUCAAAGUACCAGGUAUAGGGAUGAACCUCUGAUGGGCUCUCUGCCCUAGAGAUGGGCAGCCUUCUCACCCCAGCCGAUGUCCAGAGCCGAUUUAGCUGCUGAGCUCUCUGUGUUUGCUUUAAGAAAAGUUGCCAGCACUUGAACCUCACCAACCUACCCCUUACCCACCUCUGUAAUUGGUACACUUCGAAUUUUAUAACUAUGCACAUCCUUUGAUUUGCUAACAAGCAAAGGAAAUAGGGAAAACAGAAAGGAGUCCCUUUGGAGACGACAUACUAUCAGGGGAGGAUGAUUGCUUAGUUUCCUUAGCUGGCAUGAGCAAAGACAAGUGUGUCCUGAGUGGAGGACUAACCUUACAGAGAAGGAGAUUCCACCUGGCCUAGCUUUAUGACUGUCAAUUGUCUAUUUUGCCAUUUAUAAGCUGAAAGAAGGCACUAAAGAUGAGAAUAAUUUAUACAAUAAAUAUAUUAAAUGUAUAGAAAUGAAUUUCUAUAGGUUAAAAAGUUUUGUGAAAUAUUUUGUAACGACUAAAAAACAUUGAAAGACUAAAUGUACGCACUCUCAGCAGAUGAUCAAAUUCAAGAAUUUGAGGCUGCACUCUCCCUUUUGUUGCCAAUGAUCCAUUCAGAGCAUCUGAGUUCCCUCCAGGUCUGACAAAGACUUCCCUUUCACUCCCCUCCCACACUGCCCAUGCACACUAGCACACUAGUGAUACACUCUUACGGAACACACUCCUUAAUAAAUUACCCUCAUGGAUAGUUUUGGAAGAGAUUUUUUGUUACAAUUCUCUAAGCCCAUGGCUUUUCAGAUACAAACUCAUGCAAAUAAUUGAAAGGGAAAGAUUGCUUUCCUCUAGUUAAAUAGCCUGAGCCAACCACUCAGAUAGUCAAAUAACAUUGUUCCUAGUUACUUGCAUACAGUUCAAGAACUAUUCAGUAUUCUGGCAAACCAUAAGUCAUUAGAAUUAUCUUUUCUUUGUUUCACAGAGCAAUUGAAGUGUUUUGUAACAGCCCUAGUUGGCAUUAUAGGGGGGAGAUCUGUCCUAAGAUGCACUAUUUCUCUGAGGAAGAGAAAAAAGAGAAGUUAUCUAGUUGGGAGUGGUGAGGGACGCACUUUGUUUCAGUAUAGAGGGCAAAGAGAACCACAAGAAAAGGACGAUUUAUGGCUUUGAGCUCAACCAAUUGAAUUGCCUUCCUUAGGGCUGCACCUGGACCAAGUUUAUUUUUCUAACAAUUAUACUAAUAACGAUUUUAAAAGAGAAACCUCCCAAAGCCUAUAAGCUGAAACACAAGAGUUAGCUUCCCAUUUUAGCGCUGAUGGUGUCAUCAGCCCUGGUUCUGCCCCAGGUGUUCAGAGAGAGACUUUUUAGUAUUAUUAAUAACCACUCAAGUCUGGGUUCUAUGCAUGCCCAGAUUAAGCCCCAUCGCCUUAUUUCUGGGGUACAUCAAGACCUGGCAGGGAUUCUGCCACACUGUGCAGUCAACCAGCCCAUAGGCUGGAGUAUAAGAACAAAAGACAGAGCCAUCAAAGUGAUGGGGCUUCUUCUAAGUUAGACCAUCAGAGCUUAAAACUGAGAGUCUCUUUCCAAAAUCAACGGUCAUUCAUCCUUUACUAACUAACCAUCUGCCCAGCUGCAGUCACCCAAAGAAAGGUUAAAAACAAAAGUAAGCAUCUACCUAUAGUCUUGAGGCCGCCUUUGCCAAAUGAAGAGGUACCAAGCAGUCAUAUGUAUUUUUUUCCCCUCAAUUUUCUAGAGAUAGCCUUAGAGGACUCAAAAUGCUAAAAAGACGUGUCCAUGUCUGCAACUCACCAGUUUCAGGUCACGGCCAACUUCCAUCAAUAUAGCUCUCAGAAGUUUUCUGCCACUAGAAUGCCAUUCCUGAUCCCAGCUCUCUUUAUAGGCCACCAUGAUGACUUCUUUGGUUUCUCCACUGAGCAUGCAACCAUUUACCUUAGAGGACUGUCAUUAAUGAGUAGAUGUUUUCUCUAGUUGUGUGACGUGCUUUCCAUUUGAUAGUAUUGCGUGGCUGAGUACAAUCCAAUUGAACCACAAACCAUUGGUUUUUGUAGUAAUAUAAUUAUUUAUUUUCCCAGUAUAGAUGCUUCUGGAUUAGCAUUAGCACUGAUUUUUUAUGUAGAUUUAUAUAAAUAUAAAUACAUAUAUAUUUGCUUGACGAAUCACCAAGCACAUUGGUGAGAGGGUCUUUUCCUAUAGAAUUCACUCAUCCGUUUUGUUGUGUUGUCCUGAGCUUCCCAAUGUUGAGGUCUCUAUGGCUCCAAAGAACUGGUGUAUUUUGCAGCAAAUCCAAUGGCAUAUAUGGAAAUGGCAUGAGAGUCACCCAGAUCACAUCUGGUGCAAAUGCACCUGGAGCCUCAGGCCAGACUGGUGCUAACACUGCAAACUUUGUCCGGAGCUCUCUCCAAUCUGAAGGCUCGCUGGGGGCACAGUGUCACCUUCACAUGCUGGGCCCUUUCGGAAAAGUGCCAGAUCGUGUCACUGGUGCUAUUUUUCAUGCUCUGGUACAAUGUGUAGCACCAUGGGGGUCUCAGCUUUACCAAAACCGAAAUCCCACCUGUCAGUCAGUUAUUGCUGAGGCAUUUGCUUAUUGCUCUUUUCCAUGAGAUAUGAUGGCCUAUUCUUUGAAGGCCCUUUCUCCCAGACCCAAAUUCAGGGGUUGGCUCUAUCCAUUUUGCAAGCCCAUCUAGGUGAAGCUGCACUUGGGUGCCUCUGUGAGCUGUCUUAGACCCUACUGCCAGCCCUUCAGGACGGAGUCAGCGGAUGCUCUGUAUACCUCUGGCUCUCAUCUAUUUCUCCUCAUUUCUCCCACUCAUCUCCUCUCAUCACCUGUCAUUUUGACCCUCUCUUAUCCUUCCUGGGUUUUUUAACUUGCCCCUCUUCUCUCCUAUGUCUUUCUCUAUCCAUCUCCCACUUCUCCAUCUCCCAUUCCCCUUAUUAGUCCUUCCUCCCAGACCUGACGGCCCUCUUUUCUCCUCUCACAUAGUUCUGAUCAUCAGUACAUCCCGCUCCUAAGUUUCCUUGUCCUAUAAAGGGCUCACGGCUGAUUCAGACAGCAAGUCCAUACGAUGGACUCAUGACACAAAUACUUGGGGGUCACCAUUUUACUCACUCAGCCCAGAAAGAAAAGCUGAGUGUGAGGCCCUGCCCUGGAGCCAGCCUGCACCACUGCCUCAGCAGUGCUGAUGCAAGAGCUGUGGGCCCCCUAGCACCUGGAAGCCUCCGCCUGGACCUUCUCCAGGAACUCAUUCCCAGCACCGCCCAGGUUGAGGAUGCUUCCUUUCAACAGAGGCAAACUCUGGCCCCAACAACAAUUCUAACGAACCUCACUGAAGCCAUGACACCGCCCUGAUUUGGAGAGAGAUUUUUUUCCCCCUCUAUAUUAUUCUUCCCGUUUCCAUGUGAAGCCCCUCAGCUUUUCAGCUGGUGAUUGCUCUGGUGAGACUGAAUGGACUUGCUAGUGAAAUGACAUCUUUUUUUCCUGUCUUGGUCCUGCCUAAAAUUCCUACACAAAAGCAUUUAAGUCAAGGACUAAGGCUAAAUUUAUUAUCCUAAUGUGUCACUCCUGGGGAGACAUCAGUUCCCUUAAAGCAUGUGGAGUUCCUCCUGUGACAACUGAUUUUCCAGGAAACUCCCUAGAGAAUUCUGUGGAUAUGCAUUAAUUAUUUAAGGGUAUGAUAUAUAUGGUAUGCAUACCAUGUAUACACAUUACCUGAGAUCAGAGUCAAUGUUGGAAACACAUACACACUUCAGUCUGUAAAUAUUCUUCCUCACUGAAACCUGUGCUUCAGAAACCAUUUCUCGUACAGCUGUGCAGUUUCUUGUAGCAGCUGAAGACAAGCUAAGGCAGGCAGCGAAUUUAGACUGAGAUCAGCUGAAAGAGUACAGUUUCUCCCUUGCAGCUCACAAGGACAGACAGCUAAGUGGCAAGGUUGACUCCCAAUGGGAUGGCAAACUUUUCUUCUUUUCAAAUUUGUGUUUCCUAAGUGUAUCUUAACUUCUGAGUGCACCAGGUUGUACCCAUUAGAUCCUUUUACUAUGACAAUUUUGUGCUUCUCUCUGACAGGAUGUUUCUCCAUCAAGCUGUAACGAAGGAUGGGAAGGGAGGGAGGGGGAAUUACUCCUUGCCUGGCUGGAGUUUACAGAGGCACUGCACAGCUUACACUCCUGUUAAGUGUAAAUAUUCAACACUUCCAUUCCAUUUGUGUAAAAAAAUAAAGCACACACGAUUAUAAAAUCA
This is a messenger RNA of Mus caroli (Ryukyu mouse), 9127 nucleotides long. It is a transcript of the gene Dlg2, whose product is annotated as discs large MAGUK scaffold protein 2. Gene Ontology annotation, biological process: chemical synaptic transmission; regulation of postsynaptic membrane neurotransmitter receptor levels; embryo development. Gene Ontology annotation, molecular function: ionotropic glutamate receptor binding; protein kinase binding. NCBI's taxonomy places the organism in Eukaryota, Metazoa, Chordata, Mammalia, Rodentia, Muridae. The record is from RefSeq and is a predicted model, not a curated record. Gene Ontology annotation, cellular component: neuron projection; basolateral plasma membrane; neuromuscular junction.